Molecule: messenger RNA, 474 nt
Organism: Symbiodinium necroappetens
Lineage: Eukaryota; Dinophyceae; Suessiales; Symbiodiniaceae
Source: the annotation of a GenBank genome assembly
GCCACUUGGGCUGCAUCCAGGCCUUGCUCCGCUCCCCCUUGGUCUCAGAGGACAUCAUCACAGCCUCCGGUACCGCGACCGAAUGGGCACUGGGCGCGUGAAGCUGCUGAGCUCUAUGACAUGAACACAGCGCUGCACAUGGCUGCAGCAACUGGGCGAGUGGAGAUCUGCCAACUACUGCUCAUCCAUGGGCCCUCGGCUGCCAACAAGGUCAACCGCAUGGGUGCCACAGCUCUUCACAUGGCCGCCAAAGGCGGCUUCGUCACAACUGUGGAAGCGCUGUUGGGAUCAACGUGUUUCAGUGCCGUCAACGCUCGAGAUGCUCGUGGAUUUACGGCGUUGCACUGGGCAGCCCAACAGGUCACUGCUGCGAAAGCUAGCACUUCAUAUUGCAAGUCACGUAGCUGUGUACUUGUGUCAUGCCGGUUGCCGACCCCAACAUGCAAGUCGCGACAAUUUGGUGGCACUCGGUGA